AGGAGACGGAAGGACAAGGGCGGGUAGGAUGCGGCGCUGCAGGGGAAGCGGAAGCCGUCGCCGCGCUGGUACAGAGAACGUGACCCUCGGUGCGCCUUUUCUGGUGCACGAGGUGGGAUUUCCGCGUUCCGCCUGUUUUUAAAUUCUUUCCACGGUGGAGGAGCUUUUAUCUGGAAUGCAGAUGGCUUAAAGUGCAAUCCUGUGCAUAUCUACUCAGAAAUAAGCUCUCUUGAGUUCAGUUGGACUUAUUCCCAGGCCCAUGUUAAUAGAAAAUGUCAGUGAAUAACAUCUUUGGGAAUAAGAAGAGAAACAGCUCCAUACUAUAUGAUGUUGAUCAGACAAAAAUUAUCUCUUCAUCUUCAUCUCUCCAGAGAUCUAUAAGCCAUAAUAAUACUGGAAAUGUUGGUGAUGGCUUCCCACCCAACAAGCGAUACAAAAGUGUUGUUUCACCCAAGUGUAAAGAAAUGGAAGAUCCAUUUGGGGAUAAUGAUGAUUUUACAGCAGAUGACUUGAAGGAGAUAGACAUUAUUGCUUCCCAGGCAUUGACACCAAAUGUUUCUUCAGAAAUAAAUUGGUUGAAAACGGAGCAAAAUACUAAGCUUUUUGUCUUGCCGAAUAGCACCAAUCAGCUCAAAACAUCUGACCAAUGGAAUAUUACUCUGACAACUGAGACAAAACCAUUAGACCAGUUUGGAAGUAGCGUAGAAGAAACAAAACUUAAAGGAAGAUUUAAAUUUGAAACGCUCCAAGCACAAUACGAGGAAGCCAUGAAAAAGUUGAAGGAAAUGCAGGAUGAAAUCCUUAUUAAAAAUGGAGAAAUAAAAAUUUUGCGGGAUUCGAUGCAGCAGAUGGAAUCUACUGUGGAGGACCAGCGGAAAUCAUACAUAGUACUGGAAAGGGAGAAAACUCAGUGUUUAAGUGAAAAAGAAAAGGAAUUCUCCAGAAAGUUACAGUCACUGCAAUCUGAGCUACAGUUCAGAGAUGCUGAAAUGAAUGAGCUGAGAACAAAGAUUUUGAAUUGUGAAAGGAUUAAGCCUGUGACACCUGCUUCAUAUACCAGUCCUAAGAAAAGUCCUUCUAGCCCUGUGAAAAUCGGAAGAUGCACUCAGAUUGAAAAAAAAAGUUAUCCCACAGAAGAGUCUUUCGGAUCUGAGAUAUUACCAAUACCGUCUUGCUCCAGAACUCAGUUCCGCGUCCAAGUUCCUCAGCAGAAUAAUGACAGCAAGGUAUCUGUCCUGGAAACUGAGCCUAUGAAACAAGAAACAAGUUUCAGCUGUCCUCAGAGACAAGGUUCCCUUUUACUAAGCGCACUGAUGAAGCAGCCAAUUGUUCCAGGAUCAUCAUUAGGAAUCUGCAACAUUCUUAGCAGUAACACCGAAGCUUGGUCUGGGCCUGCUAUGCAGUCUUCUUCUUUCAGUGUAGGACCUACCCAAAACUUCAGUAACACGGUUGCAAGCCCUCAAGAAGGUGAGACUUCAUUGAGGACUGCUCAAAAACUUGCCUUAACUGGACUGAAUUUGAUUGCUGUAGAUGAAGGCUCAUCAGAAGGACAACAAAACAGGGGAGAAGUACCCCACCCUCAGUGCUAUAAAAUUCCUGGAGCAGUACACCUCCUUCCCCUCCUGGAACUUCACAUUGGUGCAUAUAACCAAGCCCUCUCGUCAGUGAUGAAGAUGGGAAGCAUUUCUUCUGGACACCCAUCUGCUUGUUCCUCCACAACAUCCUCAAGUGCAGCUUCAAGCGUAGAUGAAGCUUUAUAUACUCUUGAAGAGUACGCGCUUGUGUCACUGGGCAUUCUUUACUAUUUGGUAUUUUAUAGUUGGGAAGUUAGUUGUAUGCUUUUGUCCCAUGUUACAAAAGCAGAUUGUAAUCCAGGAGCUAUAGAUGUUUUGGAGAAGAAUGAGACUGUUGCUUGCAGUAAACAGGAUACAGCUAAUCUUCAGGAAACCCUCCCAGAAUUAGAGGUUGCUAGUUCGGACAAAUCCCAGCAUCCUUUGUUUAAAAAGCUGCUGCAACUCUUAACCUUGUGUGUAACGACAGCAGGAUGCCAAAGAUGCCGUAUUGCAAAUCAGUGCCUCAAAGUUCUGGCGAAAUUAGCUGAAAAGUCAACAGUUGACUUACUAAUAAGCUUUCAGUGCUUGUUCAAUAGCCAGUCACAGGUCCUGCUUCGCUGCAUAUCUUCAGAAACCCCCUUGUUUGCUGUCCAUCUUACUGUUAGGAUGUUAAGUUUACUUGCUGAGCACCAGGAGCUGGCUGCUCAGUUUUGUUCACAUUCAGAAACCUGCCUUCUCUUGGCAUUAUAUAUGUACAUCACAUCACGCCCUGAUAAAUUAGCCUCUGAGAGGCUUUGGCUGCAGUUGGAACAAGAGACUGUUCGCUUUCUGACCAAGUGUGUGCAGUGUUGUAGACCAUCUGUUUUGCUUGUGGGAACGGACUGUCAGUGCAGUUCUGAGGUAGUGAAAGCCCUGAUAAUAAUGUUACAUAGGCAAUGGCUUAUGAUCAGAAAAAAGGAAGGAAUCGUGUUCGAUGUACAUGAAAAGCAAAUUGUGCAGUUUUUGCGGGAUGCUGUUUUGCUUUUGCAUGGUCUCUCUCAGAAAGAUAAACGUUUUCAUGAACAUUGCCUGGAAGUGCUCCAUCAAUAUGAUGGUGUCUUGCCUGGUGUUACAGCAGUCCUCAGAAAAGGACAGCAUUUAAAAGCUUGUGAAGAACUUGCACUGGAUGAACUGUAUCCUUUGGAGCCAGAAGUCAGUGACCAGGAAAUGGACUGUGUAUAAACUUCUUUCAAUAAUAUAUCCAUUUACUUUCCAGAAAAGGCUACUUUUGAAAUGUAAUUCAAUGCACUUUUUAAAAUUUACAAUUCAACGCAUAACAUGUUCAAAUAUCAAUUAUCAGAAACCAUCACAACACAAGCAAUAUAUUACUUUUGUAUUGAAAAAUUUUCUUCCCAAUGUAGGGUAAUAAAA
Candoia aspera is the source of this 2963-nucleotide messenger RNA. It is a transcript of the gene ATRIP, whose product is annotated as ATR interacting protein. The record is from RefSeq and is a predicted model, not a curated record. The transcript is spliced from 15 exons. Gene Ontology annotation, biological process: DNA damage checkpoint signaling; DNA repair. NCBI's taxonomy places the organism in Eukaryota, Metazoa, Chordata, Lepidosauria, Squamata, Candoiidae. The coding region runs from base 273 to 2774 and encodes 833 amino acids.